Amoebophrya sp. A25 is the source of this 1249-nucleotide messenger RNA. Lineage: Eukaryota; Dinophyceae; Syndiniales; Amoebophryaceae. The record is from the annotation of a GenBank genome assembly.
AUGAAGCACGAUGAUGACGGCGAUACCUGUGACAGGCGAAGAUCUAGAAGUAGGACGCAGCGUGAUUCUAGAAGUAGAAGCAGACGUCAUACUGGUGACCUCUCUAGCAAGACCAAAAGGCCAUCAUCCUUUAGAGGUGAGCACAUCAGGCAGACAAGAUCAUCGACAAGCAGACAAAGGAGUACGCCGGGUCGUCGGAAGCAUAGUCGAAGUUCGAGUAGAUAUAAUCACGACCAUACUAGAGAACCUGAUGACGACGGACAAGAUAAAGAAGAACUACAGCAUCGACAGGCAGACAGUGACGAACAACAGUAUUCUGCUCAUCUGCAUAGAAGAGAGAAAAGUUUAGAACGACCGGGCGACGAUAAUUACAAGUCAAGCAAGAUAAAUAGCGACUUCGACUUCCAAGAAGAACCUACUUUUUCGUAUCAAGAGCAGCAGUUGUCUUCUCAUCGUCGAAGAACAUCAUUCAACAGCCUUGAAGAUCCUAGAAGAAGAUUUUCGAACGAACCUGACCAAGAUUUGUGGGGCAAGCGGGAGGAACAUAAUGAGCAUACAACUAGUAGUACUUCUUCUACAACAAGGAACAAUUUGAAUUUGAACUUUUCAUCUGAACAGCAUAUGAAGAUACCUUUUGGGGAAGAGCACAACGAGCACAGGAGUGCCACAGCCAAAAGCGCAGAAAGAUCUAUACGGGCACAAGAGACUAGUUCACACAAAGGCGGAACAAAGACAAGUAUGGGCCAACAAGGUAAAAGUAGAGGAAAGACUGCGACUCAAAGCGGUUCAAAGUGUCAAAGCGGCUCUAAGGGGAAGAAAUCAAAGGGAGCAGGAAAGAAAGGAAAGGGAGCAUCACUGGGUGCAACGAAAGGAAAGGCCUCGAAAAGUUCGGCUGAAAAAGGCAAGGGAAAGGACCUGGGGUAGAGGGUUUCGACCUAUGUAUCAUGAACAGACUUCACACACAUUUUUUUAUGAAGAAGUACUAAUGAAAAUUUUGUAAUAUGGAUUAUAGUCUCGAGUUUCGAUCUUCGCAUUCUAUCAUACGACUGCAUUUCUCUUAUUCGUAUCUCAAGUUCAGUAUACAAAGCUUCGCUCAAAGUGUCAGAAGCCCUUCAGUAGGGUUACAAUUGGAGAUUCAUUUGCAUGGUUUUGCAGUACUUUGAGACAUCCCCACUCCUACAAACAUCCCCACUCCUACAAUGCCCGCUGCUGGCUAAGAUCAUUAGGCAUGAUUAUGCGAUGUCUCUCU